This is a messenger RNA of Gadus macrocephalus (Pacific cod), 766 nucleotides long. Its product is annotated as cornifelin homolog. NCBI's taxonomy places the organism in Eukaryota, Metazoa, Chordata, Actinopteri, Gadiformes, Gadidae. The record is from RefSeq and is a predicted model, not a curated record. Bases 130 to 465 code for a protein of 111 amino acids. The transcript is spliced from 3 exons.
CAGCAGCCCUCCCAGCAGCAGCAGCCCCGGCAGCAGCCCUACCAGCAGCAGCAGCCCCGGCAGCAGCCCUACCAGCAGCAGCAGCCCCGGCCAGCCAUCACCAGCGUGACCACCACAACACAGUCAGUGAUGUCGGGGAUGUGGAGCAGUGGCGUGUGUGAUUGCUGCUCGGACAUGGAAACCUGCUGCUGCGGGUACUGGUGCUUCCCCUGCUUGCAGUGCAAGACCACCGGUGACUUUGGCUGGUGCUGCUGUCUGCCCUUGGUGGACGUCUGCUGCGUCGUGUCCUGCUGCCUGCGCUCCUCCAUGCGAGAGCGCUACGGCAUAAAUGGUUCAUGCUGUGACGACUAUUGUCAACUGUUAUGGUGUUACCAAUGCGUCUGGUGCCAAAUGGCGCGUGAAGUCAAGACUAGGGGUCGUACUGGCAACACUACGGUGGUCACCACCCAGGUCAUCCAAGUCUAGGGGUCCCCGUUCGCGGCUGAGGAACCUUAAGGCCAAAAGAUUGCACUAAUGAUUGUUUCAUCAUAUUUUUUGUAAAAGAGUAGUUUCACUUUUAAACCAGCAUUUCUUCCCAUUGUUCCAUGGCAUCUUAUAAUGACCAAAUAACAUUUAAACUGAAUGCAGCCAUUGUUAAAUUUAGCUAGCAUUUUUUCAACUUAAACUGUUUGAACACAGCUGUCCACAAGUGUUCUUAUUAUGUUUUAUACAUUCCUGACCUUUGCUAUGCCUUCAUUAAAAUCGAAUGUUUUUCCGAUCUCACAAA